Molecule: messenger RNA, 2347 nt
Organism: Tribolium castaneum (red flour beetle)
Lineage: Eukaryota; Metazoa; Arthropoda; Insecta; Coleoptera; Tenebrionidae
Exons: 5
Coding region: 77-847 (256 amino acids)
Source: RefSeq, a predicted model, not a curated record
AAAUAGGUGGUACCAUCACAAAAACACCAGUACCUCCUCAGCUUUUAACCCAGCACCUCCUCCAGUUCUCGCAAUCAUGUCUAGAGUUUUUGUUGUCGCGGUCGCAAUCUUAGCGUCCGCUUCCUCCAAGCAACAAAAACUGAGCCCGAUUGCCGAACCCCAAGCCCAAUCCACGGUCCAGAUCGAAUUCGAAGGCGACUAUUCCGCACACGGGGGCAAAAAAUACUCCUCCAGCGCUGAGCUCACCAGCCUCGCCCACUCCUCAGCUCUCCAGGCCAAGACGGCCGUGCGCAACCAACAAACCGCCGGCUUGCAAGCCGCCCUCGGGGCCCAAACCGGCUACGCCCGCGCCGCCCUAGAGGCCGCCGCCGCCGCCCAGGUGGCUCUCGUCGCCAAGCAGGUCAUCGUCCAAAACCUCGAGAAAGACAUCGAACACGCCGCCCAACAGCUACAAGCCGAAGAGGCGCAGUAUCAGCAGUCGCUACAAGCCGCCAGUGCCGCUCAAAACGCCGCUCAGCAAGGCCAACAGCAGCUGAGCGCCGCCACCGCCGCCCUCGCAGCCGUGCAACAAGCCGUGGCGCAGACCGAGCGGGCCGCCGCCGCCGCCUCCACUGCCGCCGCCGGUCAGCAUCACAUGAUUCAAGAGGCGCAACAGCGGUUGGCCAGACUUCACGAGAAGUUGCAUGCGGCGUUGGCUGGACUGGAGGAAACCAAAAUUUCGGCUCAGAAGGCGACAGCUGCUGCUCAGGUUGCUCAGAGCAAUGCGGCGGCUUCGGCCCAGCUGGCGGUGGUCAACAGUGCGAGUAAUCAGAUUGAUGAGCAUGGUGCUCAAGAAUAUCAUCAUUGAUUGUUAAGGUGCAUCGUGUAUCAUACAUUCUGUAAAUACUCAUUUUAGACGCAAAUAUAUUGCAUGUUUUAAAAUUUGCUUCAGUUUCAUAUAAUAAUACUCGUUAAUUUGGCGUUGAAAAACUAGAUAUUUUCUCCGAUACGUCGAAAAAAAUACAGGAGUAGGUCGACGAAUAUGUUUAAGCCGAGGUAGGUAAAUAGGUAUAAACAAAAUAUAAAUCUUAACUUUAUUAUUUAAUUAUAGCAUGCAUAGAUGCUUAACUUAUCUCAAAUAACUGCGAACCAGACAUGACUUAAUUGUUUUGAAAAAAUAUUAUUCUGUUAAUCUAAAGCUUCAGAAAGAAUUGUCCAAUUGUGCAAUUGUCCUGACACAAAUAUUGAAUUUGUGAUAAGAAACCGUUACUUAUUUAGAGCAGCAUUUAACAAAUCAAACAACAUAUCCUACCCCUGCCUAAACAGGGUGUUACAAUAUACAUAUAAAAAGUAAGUACUAUACUUCAUCAUGAGCUUAAUUAUUUGUAACUUUGCUGAAAUUAAAUAGAACAUGCAUAGAUGCUUAACUUAUCUCAAAUAAAUACGUUACAAAACUGCAAACCAGACAUGAUUUAAUUGUUUAAGAAAGAUAUUAUUCUGUUAACCUAAUGCUUCAGAGAGAAGUGUGCAAUUGUGCAAUUGUGCAAUUGUUUUGGCACAAAUAUUAAAUUUGUGAUAAGAAACUGUUACUUAUUAAAACAGCGAUUAAAAAUUUUAGCAUUUAACAUACUCUACCAGUGCCUACAGUUGGUGUUACAAUAUACAUAUAAAAAGUAGGUACUAUACUUCAUCAUGAGCUUAAUUGUUUGUAACUAUCCUGAAAUUAAAUAUAAAAUCACACACGAGAAAUAUGUUAUCAUCAAAAACACAAAGUCUAACUUGGUAUUAGACGCCACCGAGUUUGAAGUUAAACUGCAACGUUAUACAGGUAUUCUAGCGCAAAAAUGGUUAUUGGAAAGCACUGAUUAUGGAAGAUUUUUUAUUAGAAACAUGGGAAAUGGAGGUGUUUUAGACACUGCAAAUGGUCCAAUUUGUGGUGCAAAGGUUAUUACCAACCACGUGAAACACAGAGGAGUUAAUCAGCUGUGGCAUAUUACCUCAGAUCACACCAUAGUGUGUUGUCAAGAUAAUUUAGCUUUGGAUGUACCUGAGUCAAAUUUUGUACCAGGAGUUGGCAUUAUCGCAUACUGGAAACAUGGAGGUAAUAAUCAGCAAUUUCGUCUUGAGUCCAGAUUCCACUAAAUUUUUGAUAUGGUUCUUAUUUAUCUUUGUCAAACAAUACAUUUAAGUGUGUGAAUAAAAACUAGUUUUGUGUUAAAAUAAAAAAGAUAUUAAUUAACAUAAGCUUAGAUUUAAUAGGUAUUGUGUAAAAUUUUUGCCGCAAAUUCACACCAAUCACCAGAUUCUAUCACCGAUGAUAUGUAAUGUAAGUGAAAUGUAACGGCUUUAAAUAAAAUAUUUCUAAGUA